This is a messenger RNA of Tuber aestivum (summer truffle), 1886 nucleotides long. NCBI's taxonomy places the organism in Eukaryota, Fungi, Ascomycota, Pezizomycetes, Pezizales, Tuberaceae. The record is from the annotation of a GenBank genome assembly.
AGGUGAGUAUAGUAAAUUACUUUUAAUAAUAGAAAGGGCUGUACAAAAAGUCCACCUAUGUAUCAUAAUAUUAUCAAUACUUAAUUUAAUGGAAACCCCGAGCUCUCGAAACGGAGUGAGUAUAAAUGGGAAGUCCCUUCCUCCAACCUUGAUUUGAUCAGGUUGUCACAAGCUCUCAACAAUCCACACAAUAUUCACUAAAAGCCAAAUCAUUUACUCUUACUUUUCUUCCUUCCAGAAUGAGCGGGUGGCUGAGAGGGCCCAAGUCUCCAAGGGCCAAGCAGAUGUUAAAACUGGAAGCACCAGCGCUUAUCAGAUCAAAACAUGUUGCCCCGUUCGCACUUAACCAGGUCUCCGAGAAUCCAUCACUUAUCAACAUUCCAGCUCCCGAGGAUGGAGUUCUCCCAGAUAUAUCCCAUCCUGCGGGAGCCCUGACGGCGGACUCCAGAAUCCGAGCCAUCCGUCUCAUUGACGAGAUCGAUAGGUGGUACGUUCAGAACAGAGGAGACGAAGCCGCCGUGAUCGGGAAAAUCAAGGGCCGUCUUAAAGGUGAUAGGUCGGAAGCGUGGCUGAAGUCUCUCACAACACGCAACCCAAACCCACUGACUGUAAACAAGAUCCGUCAACGACUAUUCAAAGAUUUUCGUGUGGAGAAAUGGAAGGAGCUGAUGGAACUUCGCUACGGAGAAGGGGCUUCUCAUGAGGGUCAGUCAUACCUCUCGGUUGCAAACGGUGGUCGAAUGCCGGAGUACUUCUUCGGAAGAGAGUUCAAGUUGAAGUUGGACUACAUCGAAGAUAUAGAGAAACUCAGGGAGCAAGUGAGGGCUAAGAACCGUGAGAUUAUGUUACUCGAGUCCAGAAUUCGGGGAGUCGAGGAGGCAAGAAAGGCAGCCGAGAAGAAAAACGAGAUGCAGUUUGAGAUGUCCUCGGAAGCGCUCGCCAGGGUUGCUGAGAUUGUCAUCAACAGCGUUUCCGGGGUAGAGAACAAGAAGUCGGAGGAGCUGGAGAGGCGAAGGGGAGAAGAAGACAAUAGGUAUCACAUUAUGGCUAACCACGUCAUCACAAUGGGGGAAGAGGUCGACAAGCUUCGCGAUCUCGUUCAAAAAUUGCAGAGAGAGGGCUCGAGUGGCAUACCGACUGCUGUGAGUAUGUAGCCAUUAUUGGAUUUGGCCAUCCCCCGGCCGAUUUUUGGAAGCCCCGCCAUAAUUAACCCUUAUUCUAACAUUCGGCACCCAAACCAGACAGCUCCACCACAACGCCAAGGAAGCUGCCAGGGGUGGAACCAUAUAUGGCAGGAUCCAUUGCUUCCCCCACCCCCUGUAACACUUAUUCCCUAUUAUCCCAUAGAAAUUACGGAUCUCCACUAACUCUCGACCUAGUAAGCCUAGCAAUGAAGGAUAUUGGGAUGAAUCUCCUCGAAGAGCGUGAUGGGUACGCCGAAGAAGAGAAGGCCCUUAAAGCCCGCUUAGAACGCUACCAAGGAGGUGGUCCAAUAUAUCUCGUCAAGGAAGAUCCACCGUCAGACAAGGAUAUGGCCCGCGCUACCGGGAGUGCUUCGCGCAAUGUUUCCCCACCACCCGUAGCCAGGGGACUCGAAGCAGAAAUAGCGGAACUCCUCGGGGAGGCAGAUGGAGACGGAGGAUGCGGCGGCUUGUUGGAAGAGGAGGCAUGGAGAUGGUCGUGAACUCCAGAAACUCUGGAAUCGCAGGGUCCGACUCCUGCAAGUUUCAGAAGGCCGAAGGAAGGUUUCCUAAAGCUUUACCUCAAGGUUGGGGAUGAAUGGAAGGCCCAUGGAGCACAGCUACCUCUUAUUUCGAUCAUUGUGCGGCCAAUUGCGCCCCCUUUUUUUUCUUACAUUGUUUUUAUCACAAUUUAAUUGCUUACCC